Sycon ciliatum is the source of this 1911-nucleotide messenger RNA. Its product is annotated as nucleosome assembly protein 1-like 1. Lineage: Eukaryota; Metazoa; Porifera; Calcarea; Leucosolenida; Sycettidae. Gene Ontology annotation, cellular component: nucleus; chromatin. Gene Ontology annotation, molecular function: chromatin binding; histone binding. The transcript has 19 exons. The record is from RefSeq and is a predicted model, not a curated record. Gene Ontology annotation, biological process: nucleosome assembly. Bases 112 to 1356 code for a protein of 414 amino acids.
GUACUAUACUCUUUCCUGAUUUUAUUGUGGAAUCCAUUUUAGCGUGGGAGCAGCUGAAGAACUCCUUGGAUUGUAGAUCUUCCUAAGUUCGAAGUAAAAUCCCAGCCUAAAAUGAGUUCAGACGAGGGAACAAGUGUGGAUGCGCCGAUGCCUGGUGCCGGAGCAGCUGGAAAAUCUCAGCUAACCAGCAAGCUGUUGGCAGACCCUGGUCUUAUGCAAGCAUUUGGUAGCGAACUUCAAUCGCUUGUGGGUGCCCAGUCAUCGUACAUUGAUAGUAUGCCAGCUGUAAUGAAAGGCCGCAUCCGCGCUCUGAAGAACCUGCAAGCAGACCACUUCAAGCUGGAGGCUAAGUUCUAUGAGGAGGUGCAGGCGCUGGAGCGAAAGUACAGUGAGCUACGCCGCCCUAAUGACGUAAAGCGUCGUGAUAUUGUCACCGGCACAUAUGAGCCCACUGAGGAGGAGGCAGAGCUUGACUUUGAGCAGGACGAGGAUGACGAGGACGAAAUGGACGAUGAGGAAGAGUCAUCCGGAGCAAAGAUCAUGGAUGUGGAUGAAUUUGGUGAGCCAAUCGAAGACGAAUCAGCUGCAGACAAAGUCAAAUACGAUGAAAACACUGCGGGUAUCCCCGAGUUCUGGCUGACAGCAUUGAAGCACAUUGAUGUCACUGCAGACAUGAUCGAGGAGACAGAUGAACCACUGCUGCGCUGUCUGACAGAUAUCGAGCUCAAGCAUCACGAGGAGCCAUUGGGAUUUGAUCUCAUCUUUCACUUCUCUGAGAACAAGUACUUUACAAAUGAGUGUCUUGUGAAGCACUAUGAGAUGAAGAUAGAGUAUGAUGAAGAGGAUCCGUUCAGCUUUGACGGCCCACAGAUCAUAGGCGUGUCUGGCUGUGAAAUCAACUGGCAGAAGGGAAACAACCUGACCGUCAAGACAGUCAAGAAGAAGCAGAAGGGCAAGGGUAAGGGACAGCCUGGCAAGACGGUAACCAAGCAAGUGCCCGCGGAGACCUUCUUUUCAUUCUUCUCGCCUCCUGAGCUCCCGGAGGAAGAUGAAGACGAAACGGAGCUCACCGAAGAGCAACAAGAGGCCGUCAAGACAGUGGCCAGCGACUAUGAAGCAGCGAGUUUCAUCCGCGAUAACCUGAUUCCCAAGGCGGUGUUGUUCUUCACCGGUGAGGCCGAUGGCAAUGGCGAGGGAAUGGACAUGGAUGGAAUGUUCCCUGGCUUUGGUGGCAUGGACGAUGAAGAUGACGAAGAAGGAAUGGCCGCCCGUCUACCUGCAAGAGCUGGCGGAAGGGUCAAUUGCCACUGCUGUCCAUCUGCACGUGCAAACAUGACCGCGAAACGUUGCUGCUGAUAACUACCCAUUGCCAGGUUUCUAUGCAAACGUGUCCAUGAAUCAUUACCGGUAAUGACCACCCAUAGGCACGUUGUCUAUGUUGCUGUUCAUCUGCAGGCCGGUGGUAAUCAGCAAGAGUGUGCUCAGCAGUAAAUGCAGCCCCGUCUUUGCUGCCGCCGCACUGUCAAUAACACCUAGCAUCCAUCAAGCAACCGGCGUUUGAACAUGAAUAACAUACCCAUUAUCUAACAACUUCGUCCCCUCGUGCUGUAUAUUGUGUCGACACAUGACGUGUACAUACUUUUUUUUAUCGUGCUGGAAAAAAUAGAUAUCUGUUGACCGUCACCACCAUCGCUAGCUGGGCAUUGCUGUUUUAUUCUUUAGAUGCCCUUUCUUGAAUUAUUUCUUGCCUUGACGGUACAACCACCACACACAUCUGUUGCAAAUAACGUUCAUAUCAUUUCUGUUUUUGUUAAAAUUUUCUGUUUCAAUUUUUCAAGUUCAUAUUUCAGGUGUCUACGGCACUACAAAACUCAAUGUACAAUGAAAAUAUGUUUCGGUUGAAAGCAAAAA